Brassica oleracea var. oleracea is the source of this 1742-nucleotide messenger RNA. Its product is annotated as aldehyde dehydrogenase family 3 member H1-like. Gene Ontology annotation, molecular function: aldehyde dehydrogenase (NAD+) activity. The record is from RefSeq and is a predicted model, not a curated record. Gene Ontology annotation, cellular component: cytoplasm. Gene Ontology annotation, biological process: aldehyde metabolic process. The transcript has 10 exons. Bases 179 to 1627 code for a protein of 482 amino acids. Lineage: Eukaryota; Viridiplantae; Streptophyta; Magnoliopsida; Brassicales; Brassicaceae.
UAAAACAUGGGAUAAAGUUAAAUAUCGAAACGCAUGCUUUUUCAUAUAAAGAAAAAUCAAAUCAUACAUCGUUUUUUCUUUUAGUAUACAGGAUCAAACGUCAAAAGAAAACAAUCCAGCUUCUCUUGGGAUCCGAGCUCAAUCUCUGUCCGUGUUUGCUUACGUAAGCGUCUACGUCAUGGUGAAGGUCUUCCAAGCAGCCGAUGCGACCGAUUUGGUGACGGAGCUUCGUCGGAGCUUCGAUGACGGAGUCACUCGCGGCUACGAGUGGAGAGUCACUCAGCUUAAAAAGCUUCUCUUAAUCUGCGAUAACCACGAGCCUGAGAUUGUCUCCGCUCUCCACGACGAUCUCGGCAAGCCUGAGCUCGAGUCUUCCGUCUAUGAGGUAGCUCUGUUGAGAAACUCUAUCAACUUAGCUGUUAAGCAGUUAAAAGACUGGAUGGCACCAGAUAAGGCUAAGACUUCUCUAACAACCUUUCCUGCAUCAGCAGAAAUUGUGUAUGAGCCUCUUGGAGUUGUGCUUGUUAUCUCUGCCUGGAAUUAUCCCUUUCUGUUGUCUAUUGAUCCUGUUAUUGGUGCGAUAUCUGCUGGGAAUGCUGUUGUCCUAAAGCCAUCAGAACUAGCUCCAGCUUCAUCCUCUCUGCUUGCAAAGUUACUUGAACAGUAUCUAGAUUCUUCUGCAGUGAGAGUUGUUGAAGGGGCUGUCACUGAAACAACUCUGCUACUGGAGCAAAAGUGGGACAAAAUAUUCUACACAGGUAGUUCUAGAAUUGGGCGUAUCAUAAUGAUGGCAGCUGCAAAACAUCUCACACCGGUUGUCCUGGAGCUUGGAGGAAAAUCUCCUGUUGUUAUAGACUCAGACACCAAUCUGAAAAUUACUGCCAAACGGAUAAUUGCAGGCAAAUGGGGUUGCAACAAUGGACAGGCAUGCAUUUCUCCAGACUACAUCUUGACAACAAAAGAAUUUUCUCCAAAAGUGAUUGAUGCACUGAAGCAAGAAUUGGAGGCAUUUUAUGGGAAGAACCCUAUGGAGUCCAAAGAUAUGUCACGAAUUGUAAACUCGAAUCACUUUGAUCGCCUGUCUAAGAUGUUAGAGGAGAAGGAAGUUUCUGACAAAAUCGUCUAUGGGGGUCAAAAGAACAGAGACAAGCUAAAAAUUGCUCCAACAAUUUUGGUCGACGUGCCAUUAGAUUCUCAGAUAAUGAGUGAAGAAAUAUUUGGCCCUCUCCUUCCAAUCAUCACGCUCAACAACUUGGAAGAGUGUUUUGACGUGAUUCGUUCUCGACCUAAGCCACUUGCUGCAUAUUUGUUUACCCAAAACCAGAAGUUGAAAGAGAGAUUUGCCUUGACAGUUUCUGCUGGAGGCAUCGUGGUCAACGACAUAGCUGUUCAUCUUGCAGUUCCCACAUUGCCAUUCGGAGGAGUCGGUGAAAGUGGAAUGGGUUCUUACCAUGGUAAGUUCUCAUUUGAUGCUUUUAGUCACAAGAAGGCUGUUCUCUACAAAAGCUUUAUAGGUGAUGCAGCAAUCAGGUAUCCACCCUACUCUACAGGAAAGCUUAGAUUGUUAAAGGCGCUUGUCAACAGCAAUAUACUCGAAAUAUUCCGAGUCAUUUUAGGUUUAUCUUAAAAGGUUGAAGAUAAAAGAACUACACACACAUUCUCUUCGAUUAGGUUUUUUUUGUUGUAUGUUUUGGUGUUGAUGAAUAUUGAAAGUCUAUAAAUAAGUGGUUUCUUCUUUUCAA